AUGUACUCCGGGAACAGCAGCAGCGCCAGCAGCAGCCAGGCGCCCGGCCCGGGGCAGCAGGAGCAGCGGGAGGACCUGCCCCUCUUCAGCCCCAGCACCUACGAACUCCUGGCGCUGCUCAUCGCCACCAUCGGCAUCCUGGGCUUGUGCAACAACCUGCUGGUGCUGGUGCUGUACUACCGCUUCCAGCGGCUGCGCACCCCCACCAACCUCUUCCUGCUCAACAUCAGCCUCAGCGACCUGCUGGUCUCGCUCUGCGGGGGGACCCUCACCUUCGUGUCCUGCCUCCGCAGCCGCUGGGUCUGGGACGCGCCCGGCUGCGUCUGGGACGGGUUCAGCAACAGCCUCUUCGGAAUUGUUUCCAUCAUGACCCUCACCGUUCUCGCCUAUGAGCGCUACAUUCGAGUCGUUCAUGCAAAAGUGAUUGAUUUCUCUUGGUCCUGGAGGGCCAUCACCUACAUCUGGUUGUACUCGUUAGCUUGGACAGGAGCGCCCCUUCUAGGCUGGAACAGAUAUACACUGGAGAUACAUGGACUGGGUUGUUCAGUGGACUGGCGGUCAAAAAACCCCCGUGAUGCCUCCUUUGUGCUCUUUUUCUUUCUUGGUUGCCUAGUGGCACCUGUGGGGAUCAUGGCCUAUUGCUAUGGCCAUAUUCUAUAUACAAUAAGAAUGCUUCGCUGUGUUGAAGAUUUUCAGACCAUUCAAGUGAUCAAACUCCUAAGAUAUGAAAAGAAAGUGGCUAAAAUGUGUUUUUUAAUGAUCUCCACAUUCCUUAUCUGUUGGAUGCCUUAUGCAGUGGUCUCCCUUUUAGUAGCUUCUGGCUACGGCAACCUUGUAACUCCAACAGUGGCUAUUAUCCCAUCUUUCUUUGCCAAAUCAAGCACUGCAUAUAAUCCAGUCAUCUACAUCUUCAUGAGCAGAAAGUUUCGACGAUGCCUUUUGCAGCUCUUGUGCUUUCGCCUGCUAAGAUUCCAGAGGACCGUGAAAGAAAUACCAGUGUUAGGGAAUGAAAAGCCAAUAAGACCAAUAGUUAUGUCCCAGAAAGCUGGGGACAGGCCAAAGAAGAAAGUGACUUUUAGCUCUUCCUCAAUCAUUUUUAUCAUCACUGGUGAUGACACCCAGCAAAUGGACAACAGCAGCAAACACAAUGGCACGAAAGUAAAUGUGAUCCAAGUAAAGCCACUAUAG
Molecule: messenger RNA, 1188 nt
Organism: Emys orbicularis (European pond turtle)
Lineage: Eukaryota; Metazoa; Chordata; Testudines; Emydidae
Gene: OPN3
Product: opsin 3
Exons: 4
Coding region: 1-1188 (395 amino acids)
Biological process (GO): G protein-coupled receptor signaling pathway; cellular response to light stimulus; phototransduction
Cellular component (GO): plasma membrane; photoreceptor outer segment
Molecular function (GO): G protein-coupled photoreceptor activity
Source: RefSeq, a predicted model, not a curated record